AUGACCAAGCGAACCAAGAAAGUCGGUGUGACCGGUAAAUACGGAACGAGAUAUGGUGCCUCUCUUCGUAAACAAAUCAAGAAGAUGGAAAUCACUCAACAUGCUCGUUACACCUGUACAUUCUGUGGAAAGGACUCCGUCAAGAGGACAGCUGUAGGUAUUUGGGAGUGCAAAGCUUGUCGCAAAACGAUUGCUGGGGGUGCAUGGACCGUCUCAACCACAGCUGCUGCCACUGUCCGAAGUACUGUACGUCGAUUAGCAGAACUCAGGGAAGCAUAA
This is a messenger RNA of Melampsora larici-populina 98AG31, 279 nucleotides long. RefSeq lists its product as uncharacterized. The transcript is spliced from 5 exons. Gene Ontology annotation, molecular function: structural constituent of ribosome. The record is from RefSeq and is a predicted model, not a curated record. Gene Ontology annotation, biological process: translation. NCBI's taxonomy places the organism in Eukaryota, Fungi, Basidiomycota, Pucciniomycetes, Pucciniales, Melampsoraceae. Gene Ontology annotation, cellular component: ribosome. The coding region runs from base 1 to 279 and encodes 92 amino acids.